This is a messenger RNA of Sinocyclocheilus anshuiensis, 1374 nucleotides long. RefSeq names its product inositol polyphosphate-5-phosphatase A (gene inpp5a). Gene Ontology annotation, molecular function: inositol-polyphosphate 5-phosphatase activity. The transcript has 14 exons. The record is from RefSeq and is a predicted model, not a curated record. NCBI's taxonomy places the organism in Eukaryota, Metazoa, Chordata, Actinopteri, Cypriniformes, Cyprinidae. Gene Ontology annotation, biological process: phosphatidylinositol dephosphorylation. The coding region runs from base 1 to 1134 and encodes 377 amino acids.
AUGUCGGAUCCUGGUGAUGAAACUGAUCUCUCGUUCCUCUUUCAGCUGGAGAACCUACAGAAGACGUGGCUGCGGGAGUUCUGCCAGACGGUUCAGACGCACCGGCCGCUCUUCGUGGCUCUUCACUGUCAGGAGGUCGGAGGGAAGAACUACGAGGCGUCCAUGACACACGUGGACAGCUUCAUCAAAGAGCUGCUGUCUAGUGACGCCAUGAAGGACUUCAGCCGCGCUCGUGUCUACCUCGACAAGAACUACAAAUCCCAGGAGCAGUUCACAGCACUGGGAUGUUGCUACUUCAUCCACGAAUCCUUGAAAAAUAUCCAGCAGUUUGAUUUCAAAGCCAAGAAGUUCAGGAAGGUGUUUGGGAAGGAGGUGUGUUCGGACGCUCUUCUGAGCGCAGCCACGCUGGAGAAAGAGAAGUUUCCUCAAGACUAUUUCCCUGAGAGUAAAUGGUCCAGAAAAGGCUUCAUCCGAACCCGAUGGGCGCUGGCUGACUGUGCCUUUGACCUGGUGAACAUCCACCUGUUUCACGACGCGUCUAACCUGGUGGCGUGGGAGAAGAGUCCGUCGGUUUACUCGGGAACGAGGCAGAAAGCGCUGGGCUUCGUGCUGGACAGGAUCACGGAUCAGCGCUUCGAGCGGCUGCCGUACUUCAUCUUCGGCGACUUCAACUUCAGGUUGGACUCCAAGCAGGUCAUUGAGAGUCUGUGCUCGAUGGCUAGCGUGCAGACGGUGAGAUCCGCCGACACCAAUGAAGUCGACAAACUCAUCUUCAGAGAGUCAGACAAUGACCGCAAGCUCUUAGAGUUCGACAGAGAGCUGUCUGUGUUUAAGGAGCGUCUGCAUGAGAUGGACAUCUCGUUUCCUCCGAGUUAUCCGUACAGUGAAGACUCCAGUCAGGGAAAGCAGUACAUGAACACUCGAUGUCCCGCCUGGUGUGACCGGAUCCUUAUGUCCGCCUCGGCCAAAGACCUGCUCGUAAAGCCAGAGAAUGAGGAGAAAUCAAUAACAUACGACAACAUCGGACCCAACGUGUGUAUGGGGGACCACAAGCCGGUCUACUUGUACUUUCGGUUAAGCACAGGGGCAGGUAAACCUCAUGCAAAUAAGCACAAGUGUUGUGUCGUGCAGUGAUGUGGAAAAUGGUGCCAAAGGUUGGAGAAGAUUUCAUGAAAACGUCCCUGUGAGAAGCUCCGACAUGGGUGGAUGGACACACACACACACACACACACGCAAACAGAGGACCCUGUAAAGACUUUUCAGCAGGACUGACCAGUCGCAUUUGUCCAGUGCAUGCAAUCACGUCCAUAGAAACGACACACAGAGUUCAUGAAUGCUUCACGAGUUGAGAUCAUGGACACACACACACUCACA